Diachasmimorpha longicaudata is the source of this 1767-nucleotide messenger RNA. Its product is annotated as arylalkylamine N-acetyltransferase 1-like. NCBI's taxonomy places the organism in Eukaryota, Metazoa, Arthropoda, Insecta, Hymenoptera, Braconidae. Gene Ontology annotation, molecular function: N-acetyltransferase activity. Bases 520 to 1236 code for a protein of 238 amino acids. The record is from RefSeq and is a predicted model, not a curated record. The transcript has 4 exons.
GCUGGCCCUACGCGCAGAUCGAGACAAGGCCCAGUGAAGACCACGGAUGGUCAAGCGUCUGACCACUUAGGCCUUAUCCCCUUGCAGACCUAACAUAAGGAGACUUUUUAAUUUUCUUUGCAACUCCGCAAUUCCAUUUUUUUUCUGCAAAAGCCGGUUUAGUGAGCUUCUCUCGGCGGAAAAAUUGCUCUGCGAAUUUUCUUUCUGUUUAUCCAAUUAAAAACUAUGCAUAUACCUCCAAAUGCACUAGUGCCGUGGGACGGUACAACGGCGAAAAGCUCGAAUUAAUGAGUGAGGAUGAUCUUGCCCAGUUAUUAAAAGAAAUACGAUAUGCAUUGUGUGACUGGUUGCGUGCAGCUGUUGUACGUGAGCCUUGAGAAGUCAUGGCUAGCGAUGUAUUCUCUGUUGUACUCCUAAUUAUUCUGCAUUAGCGUAACAAAACAAAUAAAAUGUAUAUAUCUCACUGACGUAUAUCUGGGGAUACAAUAUCAUUCGUCAAUAGAACGAAGACACGAGAGGAUGAAAAACAAACGUUGCGUGUGUACAUUGAUGCUGGCUGACGCAAUGACUGACAAUGAAACGACGAUGGACUAUCACAUUAGAACUGUUACGGCCGAUGCUAAGCCCAAAGUUUUGGCUUUUCUCAGGCGCUUUUUCUUCCGGGACGAGCCGUUGAAUCACAGCAUUGGACUCAUACCCGAGGGGGAGAACAGCACUUGUAUCGAGCUCGAGGAGUACUCCAUGUCCUCGUUGGAGCAGAAUUUGAGCCUCAUGGCAGUGGCAUCUAGUGGAGCUAUCGUUGGGGUACAGAUCAAUGGGACGACUGAAUCACCGGAGGAAGAGGAGGAGCCCGACUACAUAAAAGCUUGCGAAAACGCGAAAUUCAAGAAAAUCCUGAAGCUCUUGCAUCAUGUGGAUCAAGAGGUGGACGUACUGAAGCGAUAUCCGGAGAAAAAGAUCAUGGACAUUCGGAUUAUAUCAGUGGACAGCAACUGGAGGGGUCAAGGCGUAGCAGCUGCUUUAUUUGAAAAAACAAUCGAGAUAGGCAGGGAGUUGGGUUACGACCUCAUCCGCACUGACUGCAGUUCUCACUUCACUGCCAGGCUGUGCAAGCGGCUCGGUUUCGAGGAGAUUUAUUCACUAGAGUAUGCGGAUUACGUUGACGAGAGUGGAAAACCUGUAUUCACACCUACUGCGCCUCACACUACGAUCAUAACUUAUGUGCGAAAGCUCUAGGCUAUAAUUUAUCUAUUUAUUGAUCUAUCGAGUGAUGGCACGAUGUGAUAAAAUUAUACAAGUCAAACGUAAUAUUUAUAGUUAGGACUGCAAGUCGAGGACACGUUAUGGCGAAUGCGAAGGGUCUCUGGCGAUUGAUUACUUGCAGAAUAAGUCACUAAGUCAUUAAGAAAAGAACACUUUCAGGAGUAAAUCGACACUAUGAAAAUAUUUUCGGAAAGAAGAUCAGAAAAAUUUAUAAAUUUUCGAAAAUUUGAUUGAUGUUGAGUUUCAUUUAUUUUUUGUGAACUUCCCAGUUCCGGAGAUAUUUUUAACUACUAAUUCAACGGUAAUUUAAUUAGUAUUCAGAGGUUCUUAGAAUUUUUCUUUCGUAUAUUCUUCUAAUUACGCAGAUGUGAUAUUCCUUCCACCGGUUUACCCCUAAAUUAGUCAACUCAAUUAGUCGUUAAAGGUAACAAUUGAAAGUAUCAGUACCAUUUAUAUUUUUACAUCUGUUAAUAUUCGUUUUAAUAAAAAAAUCAUUGAAGGGUU